UUUAAUCCCAGUGUGCAGUGUUAAUUUGUUUAUUUUAAAUACAGCUGUUAAAUGUUUAAGUAUGAGAACACAGUUGGCGAGAACAAAUACAUCCUAUUUUUUUUAUGAUAAUUUGCUUGCUUGUGGACGUUUCUCUUAGAGGGCAAGCUGACAAUAAAUCAGCUGUGUUGGUCCAUCUUGGCUCCACAUGAAACCCUUUGGUUUCCUAUGGGAAAAUGUUGUGUAAUAUUGGAGUCUUACGCUGAGGCAACACAAAGCCAUGUUGUGACUUGGAACUUGUAUUGUGGGAGAUUUUAUUUCAGGCCACUGCAUAGCACACCAGGGGACACUUGGGAUGUGAUACAGCAAAGCUGCCUUAAACCAGAUCUCUUGGAACCAGAUACAAUGUUUAUUAGUGUGGACUGAAGAAGAAACAUUGGCAAGCAGUUCUCAGACUAAUGUAUUAGACCAUUUCCCCUCAUAUAAAUAAUCCCCAAAUAUCUGCUUUGAAAAGCUGGGUUUUAACUGGAAAUAAUGGCUUUGUUGUAUUCAAAGUUAACAUUAUUUAUUUUUCACUUUAACGCGCAAGCGCAGCAUUCCUUCAGCACUGAUGUCUAAAGGAAGCAACGGAACCGGAAACCAUACUCAGAAGUUUUGUAUCCGGCAAUGUCAGAACGUAGUCCUGCGAAUGCAAUGAACGGUCCCAUAAUAUGAAAGAAAAUGUUUGCACUUUACUUUUACUGUGUAAAAAAACGAACAAGUGCGACGGUGACGUGCCUCAUUUGGCUGAGCAGUGCCCAGUCUACGGCGGUACACCACUAAGCAGUCACGCAGGGGCAUUGUGGGGAAGUCAUUCAACCAGAACUCUUAACAAUGGUUUUUACUAACAACAUUAGUAAAUCUACGUGAGUAAACCCAACCUGACCCGAGUAUUCCAUGGCAAUUUUCUUCUAGAAAACCCGUUUGUGUACGUCUCUGUUCUUGGAGUUUGGAUAGCCCCGUGAAAACCUCGAUUCAGACAGGAGCUUAGCAAAGCAUUCUGCUUUCCUGUUUUGUGUGUCCGUGACGUGUUUUGCUUGUGCUGGGAGUGGGUGAUCCAUGUCUGUGGUGAGGGAUUCGAACAGGAAGUGGAGUGAUGAUGAGCACCCGUAGGUAGAUAUAGAGGUCUUAAAGGAAAGCAUGGGCAGGCAAAGGCAUGGCAAGAGAGUGAUCUCCAACAGCAGUAAAGAUGGAAGCGAUUCUGUUUCUCAUGACAAGGAGGAUAAGAAAAAAGACAUUGCAAACUCUAUCCUUCACCGCAAAGAGAAGAAGAAAAAGGUGGACAUUGCGAAAGUCUUCAUCAACAUUUCCAUCGGCCUCUGCAUAUUUAGUUUAAUCUGGUUCUUCUAUGCUAUCUACAUGCGCUCCUACCUGGCCAGAAGGAUCAUUACCCCCCACCCCUCCCCAAAAGUCUUGGAUGCUAACAGCACCGGUCCGGCUGUGUCCCCUCAUCUCUUCUGGGGUUCCUAUAGACCGCAGGUGUAUUUUGGGAUGAAAACGCGGAGUCCCAAAUCGGUUGUGACAGGUUUGAUGUGGAUGCGUCAGUUUGGAGGGAUGGAUGUGAACCUGCGACACACCUGCGAACAAGGAGACCGGCUGCUAAGCUACGGCUGGCUGAUGCACGACGGGGUGAACUUCGGGAUCCAGGAGGUCAGGGACACUGAUUUCACUUUAACCACAGAGUUUGUGAAGAGACAAGGAGGGGAGCAGGGAGGAGACUGGACCUGGAGGAUCACAGCCAAACAGCAGAGCCCCGCACCCCAGGCCCCAGUGAUCUCGCUGAUGUUUUAUGUGGCUGCAGACAGUCAGGGGUCCCUGCAGGCACACAUCGAAGAGAGGAACCGCCUGGGGUCAGUGACAGGCUCCUCCGAGGAGCUGGGCCAGUUCAAAAUCACCUUCCGUAAACCUUCAGCUGGGGAGAGCUCAAUUGCAAAGUAUGCCAGCUAUAACCACCUUAAGACCGUCAGUCCAGGCUUGGAGAAAUUAACAGAUAUCGUCAAAAACAGUCUGAGUGGCAGGUUUGUCUACAACCCCCCCUUUGGGGAAAAGCGGUACUACAUUGCUGUGGACACCUACAAACCCCCACCGCCUCAGCAGCAGCAGCGAGGGGAGAGCAGGAAGGAGAGUGACUUUGUCGUUCACCAGGUGACUAUACAGACCCCCUUCCAAAUCGAGGUGCUGUUCGAGUCUGCCAGCUUCAGGGACCGGCCCAACCAGCUGGCUGCCGAGGUCUUGACGGACGAGCUGGAGAAACGGAAAUAUGCUUUCGACGCAAAGUUUGAAGAAACCUUCGGUCUCCACAGGAAAGGGUACACGCCGGCUCAGAUUAAGUUCAGCAAAGCCGCGCUGAGCAACAUGCUGGGUGGGAUGGGCUACUUUUACGGGCAGUCUGCUGUUCAGUCCAAAUACAAUGAAUAUCCACUGGCGUACCCCGAGGGCCCUUUGUUUACUGCCAUCCCAUCCCGUUCCUUUUUCCCCCGGGGCUUCCUCUGGGAUGAGGGCUUCCAUCUGCUCCUUAUCAACAAGUGGGAUCCUCAAAUCACCAGGGAGUCCCUCGCCCACUGGCUGGACAUGAUAAACGUGGAAGGCUGGAUCCCCAGGGAGCAGAUUCUGGAUGACGAGGCUCGCAGCAAAGUUCCCGUGGAGUUCAUUGUUCAGAGAAAUGAGAAUGCUAACCCGCCCACCCUCUUCCUAGCCUUGCAAAAGCUAGUCGUCGAUUUUGCGGCUAAAGGAGUUGUGGCAGAUAAGGACUCCAAAGCCUACUUAAAGAGACUCUUCCCCCGGCUCCAGACUUGGUUUGAGUGGUAUAACACCACCCAGGCGGGACCCGUCCCCAACUCCUACCGAUGGAGAGGCCGGGACAAGGACACCAACCUGUUCCUCAACCCUAAGACCCUAACGUCGGGCCUGGACGACUACCCCAGGGCCUCGCACCCUUCCCAGGACGAAAGGCACGUGGACCUUCACUGUUGGAUGGCCCUGGCUUCUGGAAUCAUGGCGGACGUGGCCAAGCUGCUGGGGGAGCCCCACCGCGAGUAUGAAAAGACACACCAGAUUCUUAGUGACAAUUCUGUGCUGGAGGAGCUCCACUGGUCUGAGCAGCUCAAGACAUUUGCCGACUACGGGAACCACACUCAGUCAGUGGCCCUCCAGCGGGAGAAGGUCUAUGUCCCUCCCGGUCAGCCUAGGCACCAGUUUCUGAACGCCAGGCUGGUGCGCUCUGUCCGCAAAGCCCCCAAACUGCAGUAUGUCAACUCGUUGGGCUAUGUCAGCCUCUUCCCAUUUCUGCUGCAGAUCUUGCGGCCAGAUUCCCCUAAACUGGAGCACAUCCUGAAGGACGUGCGGGACGACCAGAAGCUUUGGACCCAGUACGGACUGCGCUCCCUUUCAAAAUCCGACCCGCUGUUCAUGAAGUGGAACACGGAGCAUGAUGCCCCUUAUUGGCGCGGGCCGAUAUGGAUCAACAUUAAUUACUUGGCUGUCAGGGCACUGCAUUACUAUGCCAAUACUGAGGGGCCGUAUAAAGAAAAGUCAGCAUCGCUCUAUCAAGAGCUGAGGACUAAUAUCAUUGAGAACGUUUACAGACAAUACAUGGAGACCGGUUAUAUCUGGGAACAGUAUAAUGACAGUUCGGGGAGGGGGCAGGGAAGUCACCCUUUUACCGGCUGGUCUGCUUUGUGCGUGUUAAUGAUGGCAGAGCAGUACUGAAACUGACUUUGCUGGGAUGUUUUUAUAUAUAUAUAUAUAUAUAUAUAUAUAUAUAUAUAUAUAUAUAUAUAUAU
Messenger RNA from Polyodon spathula (Mississippi paddlefish), 3800 nucleotides. Its product is annotated as mannosyl-oligosaccharide glucosidase-like. Gene Ontology annotation, cellular component: endoplasmic reticulum membrane. The record is from RefSeq and is a predicted model, not a curated record. Gene Ontology annotation, molecular function: Glc3Man9GlcNAc2 oligosaccharide glucosidase activity. Bases 1159 to 3726 code for a protein of 855 amino acids. Gene Ontology annotation, biological process: protein N-linked glycosylation; oligosaccharide metabolic process. The transcript is spliced from 5 exons. Lineage: Eukaryota; Metazoa; Chordata; Actinopteri; Acipenseriformes; Polyodontidae.